AGAAGAAACUCGGAUGUCCUGCUUUUGUGGAAAUUUAAGGCCACAGAUGAAGAGAUUGCAAGCACCUUAUCACUCGUGGAUGCAAAUGAGAGGCCAGAUGUAUCCAAACUAAUUGAUUCCGAACGUAGGACUGGUCGUUAUAGGGGAAUCCUGCAUGCCUUUGAGUCUCUCAUUGAGGGCUUGGACGACGAAAACCAACGAAAUAUCGUGAUAGAACUUCUAUGCAAUGAACUCUCAGGGAUAAAACCAUCCUUAUCUCAAGAUUCUUUCAGAAUUUGGAUUCUAGACGAGGUUCAAGAUCCCUGGGUCCGGUUUGUUGCUUCCUUAGCAGUUGGAAUGGGCCAACCACUAGAACACCCAAGUAUAGCAUAUUCGAGAUUAUCUCAAGAAUUAAUGAGAGCGUUAAGCAAAUAUCUUCUAGAUGACGGCUCAUUCAUCAAUUCGUUGAGUGCCCAGCGAGUGCGAAUGAGAUGGUGGAAUGCACUUCCUCAGAGUUGGACAUCUAACGUUAUCAACCAAGCGAUGGGUGAUAUUGAAGCAUUAGUUCGUCGUCAUAUUUUAUAUAGAGUUUUUCAUUACGGAGGGGGGCUUAGGCCCGCCUUCGUUGGGGGUUUAAAAACCCGGGUCUGGGGCGAUAUGUAUGGGCUUGUUCCCGCUCUUCUCGCCGGUAGUGAUGUAGAGGUCUAUAUUAAAGAUAAAGCUCUCAAGCCAGAGUGCCUUUCUCGGCUCCAGGAAUUCGUUGAAGAUGUCAAGCACCACCCAAUUCGACUUAACGCCCUAUUAUUCAAGCUAGUAGAUGAAGAAUUUGGUGCCAUG
Acaulospora colombiana is the source of this 816-nucleotide messenger RNA. Lineage: Eukaryota; Fungi; Glomeromycota; Glomeromycetes; Diversisporales; Acaulosporaceae. The record is from the annotation of a GenBank genome assembly.